Molecule: messenger RNA, 3632 nt
Organism: Mercenaria mercenaria
Lineage: Eukaryota; Metazoa; Mollusca; Bivalvia; Venerida; Veneridae
Product: heparan sulfate glucosamine 3-O-sulfotransferase 1-like
Exons: 2
Coding region: 347-1390 (347 amino acids)
Molecular function (GO): [heparan sulfate]-glucosamine 3-sulfotransferase activity
Source: RefSeq, a predicted model, not a curated record
UAAUUCGCCCUGACCGAAAAGUACUGGCUCAGACUUUAAAAACUGUCUUGUACCGUUCCGUACUGAGUUAAAAUAGAAUAGAAUUCAAUAACAUUUCGUUUGACGGCGGCAGUAAUAGUUGAUGGGAAGGUGGCAUGAUGAAUUUUUAACCAUCAUCUCAUUUUCGUAAAUCUUGACCCAGCAUUGAUUACAAUGCUUGCUAUACAUGUACUUAUAAAAGUAGUCCGUCAGCUCCUCUCGUGUAAAGUUUUGUGUGAAGCAGUAUUAUGUCAAUCAUAUAAGUAUGGAAUAAACGGAUACAUGGAACAAAUCAGGCCUCAUUAAUGAACAAAGGGAGAAAUUCAUAAUGAACAUUUUUCAAAACACAAAGACAUUGCUUGUGACUUUAGUGUUCAUAGUUUUGAUAAACGUAUUAAUUUUUGUACCAGAAUACAAGGUGUGUAUACCACAAAAGUUCGUGCCAUAUAAAACAGAUGAAUUACAACAGCGAGUUAACACGAAAAUGAAAUCACAAAAGCAACUGUAUAAGAAAAGUGGAUCACCAAUCGAAGGAAAUCAAGAACUGACUGUUAACGAGAACUUUAAAAAAUCGGAAAUCAAGUUGAACGAAAGCUGCGAAAAGAGGUUACCACAAGCAAUUGUAGUUGGAAUACAGAAAUGUGGAACAACAGCUCUAGUGAAAUUCCUGGGCGCCCACCCACAGAUUGCCGCAUAUGCAUAUGAAGCUCAAUAUUUCUAUGGUCAAAAUUAUGAAACACAUUCACUUGACUGGUACCGUAAUCUUAUGCCAUGUAGUUAUUCCAAUCAAAUCACCAUCGAAAAAUCUCCGCCAUAUUUCUAUAGAAGCGUGGCUGCAGAAAGAAUACGAAAAAUGAACCCCAAAACAAAAAUAAUAAUCAUCGUUAAGGACCCAAUAACACGUGCUGUAUCAAUGUAUGCUAUGUUGAAAGAAUACAACAAAGUUGAUGGAAAAACUUUUGAAGAGUGUGUCACUUUAGAAGAUAAUAAAACAAUAAAUGGUUCCUCUAGAUUCAUCGAGUUUUCCAAUUACCCGAAACACGUGAACGUUUGGUUGGAAAUUUUCGAUCGGGAACAAAUUUUGGUGCUGGAUGGACAUAAUAUGGAAACAGAUCCAGCCGAAGAAUUAAAGAAGGUCGAACAUUUUCUUCGUAUCAAACACUUUUUAACACCCGAUAAAUUUGCUUUCAACGAAACGAAAGGGAAGCACUGCUUAAACAUCGGAAAUGAACUGAAUUGUCUGAACGCCAAGAAAGGCAGACGCCAUCCUGAUAUAGACACAAAUCUAAGAAAAACACUUGAAAAUCAUUUCAGACCAUUAAAUGAAGAAUUCUUUAAAAUGAUAAACAAGCGGUUUGACUGGGGUUACUGAAUAGCAGCAUAAAUCGAAGUUGAAAGUAAAUAUAUGUAUGUUAAAUGUGCAUAAUGUAUGGAUAAUGCUUUAAAUUUUUAUCUUAAACCCCCCCCCCCCCUCCCCCCCAGAUGAAACAGAUUUCCAAAUAGAUGUCAUGCAUACGUACAUGGUUAGAAAAGCACUACUUUUGAUAUUGCACAUGAACUGUUAUAGUUGGAGCAUUAAAGGGAGGUAAUAAAAAGCAAUAUAUAUUCGAUAAAACAUUCUAGUAUAUUCAGCAAUAUUCAAACCCUUGACAAAUUUUAAAGAAAGUGAUUAUCAGAAAUAGGAUUUAACAAGAAAUUAAUGUAUUUUGCGCUCAUAAUGGAAAUGUGGCAGCCACAAUUAAACAAAGGCAUUUUGAGCCUUUAACAUAAAUUGAAUUGAAAACUAAAUAUAUAAUAAAGAUAGAAUGAGAAUCUAAAUAUGAUAACAUUAAGGUGGUGUUGUACGUGUCAUUUACCGGAAGUCAUUAUGUAAUGUCAUUUACCGGAAGUCAUGAUGUAAUGUCAUUUAUCCGGACAACAUGGAAUAAGGACUGGGCCCAGUAUACGGAAGGGAAAUUCAUCCUUCGUGUUAAUGUCAUCCCGUGUGUACCUUUAUAGUAACUGCAACUUUACUUGCUUUCUACAGUUAAAAAAUGAAAACAAAAAUGUUGUCACGUGCAAACAUUCUAAAUAAAACCUUAAGAUCUGCAGGUUGAAGCUUGCGUAUCUCUUAAAUAAUGAGCAAGUAUUUAAACUGAAAUAAGCACACAGAUCUAUACAUUGUAUUUGACCAUUUAACAGGAAAUAUGAUGUUUUUCAACUGUGAAGGAAAAACAAUACUAAAAUCUACAUUAUAUAAAAAAAUGUAUUUACACACUGGGAAUUUUCCAUAAAGAAUUGUUUUGACCUUUUCUUUUUUUUUUUUUUUUUUUUUUUUUUUUUGUUGAAAUCAGGUUAAAAUCAAGCACAGGAUUCUGUCUUUGUUGAGUCUACAAGACACGAUAUACUGUUUGUUUAUGGCGUAAAGCGAAUAACUUCAGAUUUAACGGACCACUUCCUCAGAUAAUUUUUUGUUUAAUGUAAAUACUGACAACUUCAAAUCUAUUUACAUAUCGAUGGAGAACAUCCACUUACCGCAAAUUGACGACGGUUCUACAUUGGCCCUUAAAAGUGAACAAUCACAUUUGAGAAACAUUUUAUGACAGUUUUCAUGUAUUCUGUUAGAGCUUUAUUUAAGCAACAAAAAGCAACAAAAAUCCAUCACCACCAACAACAUUACCUGCAAUUAAAUCCCUUCUGGAAAUGUAUAUUUUAAUACUUUUAAUGGAAUUUUGUAAUUACCGCCCUUUAAUUUCUAGUUUUUACAUUUGCAUUUGGUAUAUAUCAGGAUAUUUAAACUACCUGACACAAAAGGCAAGUUUUAAAACAGCGUAUAGCUUCAGAAUUCAUCUCUUUUCAAUAUAUCGUGGUUGCGCAACCCGGAUAGGCAAAGGUAGGUAAUAAUAAUUUUAUAAACUUACAUUUCUAAAUUAACUUUGGCACAAAUAUGUACUUUGACAACUUAAAUAUAACAGUGCUUAUAUUCAUAUCUUCCCUGGGGCAAAAUAUGUUUAUUUAAUUAAUAAAUAUGCUAAAGUAACGCUAUCUUGGUUUGGCAACCAGGAUAAGAAAACCAAAUUUCAUCAAUACUUCCGAUGAAAAUCUAACAUUUAGAACUCGGUGAAUACUAGUAAUCAUUACUGUAAAUGAUUAGUUGUUAAAGUUUUGAACAAAUCCAUUAGUUGACCGGAGCCUCCGUGGCCGAGUGGUUAAGGUCGCUGACUUCAAAUCACUUGCCCCUCAUCGAUGUGGGUUCGAGCCUCACUCGGGGCGUUGAAUUCUUCAUGUGAGGAAGCCGUCCAGCUGCCUUACGGAAGGUCGGUGGUUCUACCCAGGUUCCCGCUCGUGAUGAAAUAAUCUUCCUCCACCAUUAAAGCUGGAAAGUCGCCAUAUGACCUAUCUUGUGUCGGUGCGACGUUAAAUCCAACCAUUAGUUGACCAAAUUCUGGUUAACCACCUUUAAUUGUCUGCAAAUUUAAACCCUACUUCGGUUUCGAUCCGCAAGAGUUGUUUAAAUUUUUUACCAAAUGCUCUUGCUUUAACUGCGUUAUUUCGGUGUAGUUAUUUAUUGAUUUAGAUUGUAAUCUGAAACUUUAAUUUUCUACCUGUGUGCGAAUAAAUGCCAUGUUAGGCGA